Messenger RNA from Cladophialophora psammophila CBS 110553, 2256 nucleotides. RefSeq lists its product as uncharacterized. The transcript has a single exon. The record is from RefSeq and is a predicted model, not a curated record. Bases 1 to 2256 code for a protein of 751 amino acids. Gene Ontology annotation, molecular function: 1-alkyl-2-acetylglycerophosphocholine esterase activity. NCBI's taxonomy places the organism in Eukaryota, Fungi, Ascomycota, Eurotiomycetes, Chaetothyriales, Herpotrichiellaceae.
AUGAUUCCACGACUGAGCCCGGUCCCAGCUCUUCCUGAACCCUUUGGGCCACACAAAGUCGGCACCACCGAAUGGGAGAUUCCUGUCUCUGAAAUUCCCUCGUCGUCGCCAAUCCCGGAGCGCAAAAUCACAACCAUCAAGUUUCGCCUGUUUUAUCCCACAACACCAAAAGCAAAAUCAAAGACGUCAGUUCCCUGGCUCCCAACACCGCAACGAGAAUGGAACCAGGCAUAUGCGACUUUUCUCGGGGCCGGCCCUCGAGUCUCAUCGCUCAUCUCACUCAUACCGUUUUUGAUCAAUAUGACCAACAUCCCAGCAAUAGCAGACGCACCACUAUUACCGAGGGAGGCGUCCUCUGGGUAUCCUCUGGUAAUCUUUUCCCAUGGGUUGGGAGGGAAUUUCAAUGCCUACAGCGCAGUGUGCACUGCUUUGGCCAGUUUUGGGAUUGUGUGUGCGGCCCCCGAGCAUCGCGAUGGCAGCGCCCCUGUUUCCCCGAUCCGCUCAGCUGACGGGCGCAAAUCCACCACAAUCCCCUAUCAAAGACACCCUCACGCUCCCACCACCAAAGUCCUCAAUGCUCGCAACGCGCAGCUGAGGAUACGGCUGUGGGAGCUGGAACAGUUAUUCACCGUCCUGACAAAUUUCAAUAGCGGCGUGACCUUCUCCAACUAUGCUGCGGCGCGGAGCAAAUCGAAGGCGGGCCCGUCAUUAAAAGACGCUCUUGAUCUGCGACCUGGCCGCGUAACGUGGGCAGGCCACUCUUUCGGUGCCUGUACCACUGUCCAGUUUGUUAAAUCAGUCUAUUAUCACGAAUUCCUACCCUCGCUCAAAGGUACCGAGUUCGAAAAUGACUUGGACUGGCGUCCUCUCUACAAGCCGGCCGAUGACGGUGAGCUGGUCAGGCAAAUCACACCAGAGUCACCCGUCAUCUUGCUCGACCUGUGGGCCAUGCCUUUGCGGGCCGGAUUGACUAAAUGGCUCUGGGAAAAGCCUCUGCCAUGUUACCACCGCAAAACGACCGACAGGGAAAAUCACCCCCCCACGAACGUCGUCGCAAUCAUUUCUUCCGAAUUCUACAAAUGGCCCGAACUGCUGAACCGGAUGAAGGCCACGCUGUCCGCAAGCCCCCCCGAGGCCAUAUACACGCUGGAGAAACGCGAAGCUGCUAGAUCCUCCAAGCCUCAGCAGAAGUCGGAACCGCAGCUUGUGGCAACGCCUGGAGACAAGGUUCCUUCAGAUGCACAAGAGCCAGAGACCACCUCACGUCGAGGAUUUGAAGCGAAUCGGGGUGUAGAUCUAGAAUCAGAUGAUGGAGAUGAGCUGUUCAUAACGCCUUUCGCGACGCCUGGAGAUGAGUUUCCAUUGGGCAAGAUGAUGACAAACAGACGUAGCGGGUUUGAAGCAUGGAGGGGAGGAGGGUUAGAAGCGCAAGGCAUUGACAUAGAUGUGGGGAGAGAAAUCGACCAAGAUUCACUGAGUGAAGCGGUCAGGCAGCCACUGCCAGACUCAGAGCCAGAAGAUGACGACGACGACAUAUUAUCUGGAAGCAUCGAGCUGGAUUCACAAGUAGACGAAGCGGCAGAGGCGGAGGCAGAUCCGGAAAUCGCCUCAGCAUCUCGAUCAUCCACAUCCAGCGACGUCACAACCUCCUCGACCGCCUCGCCGUCGGACUCGACAUCCUCAUUGUCAACACCGGCCUCAUCCGCACAACCCAGCCGCACUUCCUCACCGUCGCCCACUUGCGACAGCGUCUCCAGCACAACCUCGGUCUCCAACGUCAACGCCACUACCACCUCCGUGAACGAUGACGACCCUGACAAAUUCAACCUAUCCUUCUCCCCUUUCUCACUGCUCCCAUUAGACCUCCCCAAACUUUCCGUCGCUCCGAACCCCAAUACGCCAUCUCCCUUAGAUCCUCACCUCUACCUAGUCCCCAACACCGCACACUUGUCACAGUCGGAUUUCGGCGUCCUCUUCCCAAACCUGACGAGGUAUCUCAUGAACGCCGAGUCUCCGGUUGAGGCCAUCAGGUUGAACGUCCGCGCGAUGUUGGCCGUCAUGAGAAAUGUCGGCUUGGAUAUUGAGGGCUAUUUCGACGAUUGUGUCCGCGAGAAGACAGAGGUCAAGGUUCCACCUCGGCGAGACGACACCGAGGCCGAGGCUGACGGCGAUGACGGUGAUGAUGACGAUGGGAUGGAUCCAAUUCUCACGGAACGGUGCAAGGAAGAGAGGUUCCUAAGGGUCGACAUUUAUUGA